AUGGCUGAAGCACCACUCGUCCUCGUAACCGGCGGAACUGGCUUCCUCGCAGGCUGGAUCAUAGUCCUCCUAUUCCAUCAAGGCUACCGCGUCCGCACAACGGUCCGCACCCUCUCGCGGGUCGCCGAAAUCAAGUCUUCCCUCCGCGCAGCCGAAGGCAUCACUGAGUCGCAAAUAUCUUCGUUACAGGUCGUCCAGGCCGAUCUCCUCAAAGACGAGGGAUGGGCCGAAGCUGUCAAGGACGCUACAUAUCUGCUGCAUGUUGCCUCCCCAUUUCCGCCUGCAUUGCCAAAGCACGAAAAUGAUCUCAUCAUCCCUGCCCGUGAUGGUACCCUGCGUGUUCUUCGGGCUGCUCGUGAUUCUGGGUCCGUCAGCAGGGUUGUGAUGACUAGUAGCUUUGCGGCUGUGGGAUACGGACAUCCCAAGGAACGUAGCCAGAGUGGUGACCCUUAUACUGAGAAAGAUUGGACAGAUCUUGGGCCAGGUAAUACUGUACCGCCUUACAACAAAUCAAAAACACUGGCCGAACGAGCUGCAUGGGAGUUCAUGAAGAAGUUGGAGAGUCAGGGUAACAGCAAGCUCGAGCUUACUGUCAUCAAUCCAACCGCUAUUCUAGGUCCCGCACUCGGUAAAGACGACGCAUCCAGUCUACGAACGGUGAGUGAACUUCUGGACGGAGCUAUACCAGGCUGCCCAAGACUUCAAUUCGGAAUUAUUGACGUCCGCGACUGCGCUGAUAUGCACCUGCGCGCUAUGACGGACCCAAGGGCAAAAGGGGAACGAUUCCUGUGUGUCGGAGAAGGAAGUCUUUGGAUGGAAGAGAUAGCCAAGAUUCUUAGGAAAAAUCUCGGACCAAAGGGAACAAAGGUGCCGACUAUGGUUUUGCCGAAUCUGGUGAUGCGAGGUGUGGCGCUCUUCUUGCCUGUUGCGCGGCUCGUUUUGGGGGAUUUGGGUAUUUCGAAGGCCAUGAGCAAUGCUAAAGCGAGGGAAAUGCUUGGUUGGAAGUGGCAGUAUAGCAGUGAACAAGCGGUGAUGGCGUCAGCUGAGAGUCUUAUCAAAUUCGGGAUGGUCAAUGUGUAG
Talaromyces marneffei is the source of this 1080-nucleotide messenger RNA. RefSeq lists its product as uncharacterized. Lineage: Eukaryota; Fungi; Ascomycota; Eurotiomycetes; Eurotiales; Trichocomaceae. Bases 1 to 1080 code for a protein of 359 amino acids. The transcript has a single exon. Gene Ontology annotation, molecular function: oxidoreductase activity, acting on the CH-OH group of donors, NAD or NADP as acceptor. The record is from RefSeq and is a predicted model, not a curated record.